CAAAGUCAGAUCUGCCCCUGAUCUCAAGUUGUGAAGUUCAAACAUUCAAACACAGCUUUACCAUUUUCCUUUCUGAUCUCUGAAAUUGAUGCCUCACAGGUUGUUUUGGAAACCUCAAGUUCACAUCAAUUUGGGGUUUAGGGUUUUGAAAAAAAAAACGGAAGCAAAGAGAUCCAGCAAUGUCAAGAAGAAAUUUAUUGUUGUUCCUGAAACGCAGUCCUUCAACAAAAAGCGAGGUAGAUGGAAGCAAUGCAAAAACGUGGGGACAGAGGGCGGUAAUGGGGACAUUGAUUUGCCUGACAGGAGGUGUUGCUCUCAGUGCACUUGAUGAUCUCUCAAUAUACCACAGUUGCAGCAGCAAGGCAAUAGAGAGAGCUAAUAAGAACAAGGCCAUAAUAGAAUCUAUUGGAGUGCCAAUUGUUAGAGGACCAUGGUAUAAUGCAUCGCUGGGGAAGUCGCACCAAAGGCAUUCUGUAUCCUGCUCAUUUCCCGUUUCAGGUCCACAAGGCUCUGGGAUCAUUCAGUUAAAGGCAAUUAAUAAUGGAGAGGAUACUUGGAUUUCAUUUUUUCGGCCCCGUGCUUGGGAAAUCCUCAUUAUGGAAGCUCUUGUUCACGUACCUGGAAAUCAAGAGAAGCAACAAACAUUUCGAAUAACUGUUUCAGAUGAUGUGCCCCCUCCAACUGCCUGUGUGACAUGCCCUGACUUUAGGUCAAAAAAAUCUGAAAGUGUGUAGAAGAACUGAAUUUAGUACGUAGUAUAUAUUUCUUGGAUUUUACAUUCUAGUCAUUUCACCUUCACAAGAAUAAAGUUUUUUAUUCUUGGGAGUGCCUUUGUGUUUUGUGAAGGCUCAUCAUAUAGCAGUCCUAUGAGCUACAUGCUUGUUAUUCAGAAUUCGGUUGAACAGAUAAUUGGAUAUUACUUGUACUCAUCAUUUGGAGUAAAAAUUAAUGAUGAAACCCAUACUGUUCUUCAAAAA
Molecule: messenger RNA, 977 nt
Organism: Cuscuta epithymum
Lineage: Eukaryota; Viridiplantae; Streptophyta; Magnoliopsida; Solanales; Convolvulaceae
Source: the annotation of a GenBank genome assembly